This is a messenger RNA of Paramecium pentaurelia, 649 nucleotides long. The record is from the annotation of a GenBank genome assembly. Lineage: Eukaryota; Ciliophora; Oligohymenophorea; Peniculida; Parameciidae.
AUGGAUAUUCAAAAUAGGAAUAAAUUGUUACUUGAUCUUUAAAAUAGUUUAUUUCUUCCUCCAUUUAAUGAAGAAGAAUAUUCAACAUGCACAACAGAUCAUUAGAAAUCAAUCAAAGAAAUCUAAGAAAUUUAUAAGUAUUUACAUCUCAUCAAUGUUUAGACUUCGUAAUGAUCCUGAAUUAGCUGAUAAAAUUAAACCUAUUAUUUCAUUAAAAAUAAAAGAUGUUGAAAGAACAAAAAGAGUAUAAUUAGCUUAUCUAAUGCAUAGAGUAAUUUUGAUAAUAAAAAUUAUUAGAUUAAUAAAAUAUAGUCUUAGUAUUUUAUGGAUUCUGGCUAAUUAAGUAGUGAUCAUUUAGAUUAAUUAUCUAAAAAUGAAAAAGAUUACUAUAAAUUUUUUGAUUAAUUAGUCAAAAAAUAUGAAAAUGAUAUUGAGACUAAAGUUAGUUAAGUAAUUAUCAAUUAUUUAAAUAUAUUAGAAUAUAAUACCACCAUCCGAAGUAUUUAUUGAAGUAAGAGUGAUAAAAUAAAUUGGAAAUAUCAUUACAUAAGAUGGGGAUGAACUUGAUUUAGAAGAAGGAACAUAAUAAUUAGUAAAGAAAUCAGAUGUUAUUAAAUUUCUUUAAGAAGGCUCUCUUGUUUAAAUAUGA